CUCCUCCGCAGCCCUGAAAUUGAUGUUUGCUGCUGAUAAAAACACUGGGGAAUGUGCAGAGGUCAUCUGUAGUCCUGUGGAAUAACAGCAAGUGUGUGUGAAAGUGUGUGUUUAUCCUGGGAUUCAGACACAUUUCCAUCUAAAUGAGGAGAGUUUCAGGCUGAUUUCUAAAACAUCUGGACGGAUACAGAAAAGUGGCAGAAAGAAAGAACGGUUUUCUUAAUUUCCUGCAUUUUUGCAACUGGAAAAAAAGCUACAACUGGAGUUUCCUGAUCGAAUGAAGAGAUUUCUGACGUUUUUAUACUGAAUGUAUUUCACUCUUCUGUGAAUUUGGUGCUGUAACGCGCUAAGUUUCUCAUUUCCAAAGACACAAUUUGGAUAAAAAUCAUAAUUUUUUGGUCCAUUCUCUUCUGUUGUGCCUUAAAAGUGUAACAUCUUCUGAUUUACAGUCAUUUAUCUCCAAACCAGGUGGACAAAACCGGUUGUUGGGACGCUACCGAGCAGCUGCCACUACUACCACAGCAAUUAACCUCAUCAUUAACUUUCAAGUCCUUCGUGCAGGAAAAAAAAAAGAAAGUUUUAUUUAAUGAGAAUACUAAUUUAUGUGAUUACACACAUUAGCAAAGAUGCUGCUCUUUAUUGACUGCCAGGCUUUCAUCAACACAACACAAAAGACCGCAGAACGUUUCAUAUUCAGACAUGUGACGGUUAUGUUGCUGCAGAAAAGUUGCUACAGAAUUUUAAUGGAUUUCCUCAACUGAUCAGCUGAUCAGAUGUCCAUGUGAGCUGUUUUCGUCUUUUAUAACCUCUAAAGGAAAUACUAAUUUCUUAAAAACUCAAUGAACAAAGCACAGACGUUAUUUUUGAGACAUUGUGAUGAUUUUUGAAGGAUGUCGUAACUGUAACUGACUCGGUUGUUGCCAGUUUUUUAGUUCCCACCUUGGAUUACAACCCGCAGGAUAUGUCUGCAUUUUAAUUUAAUGUGCCAGAAUUUGGCGUUUUGACUCUGGAGAGGUGAAUCACAAGCUUGCCAUCCCGUCCUGUGCGUCUGAAAUCGUCUCUUCCUGCCUCGUGGGAGAACUCGUCGCCUGUCCCCGUCACUGCCAUGGUGAUGUCGCAGGGCACCUACACCUUCCUGGCCUGUUUCGCCGGCUUCUGGUUGGUCUGGGCGUUCGUCGUCAUGCUCUGCUGUUUCUGCAGCUUCUUGCAGCGCAGGCUGAAGCGUCGCCGCGAGGAGAGGCUGAGAGAACAGUGUCUGCGAACUAUGGAGAUGGAGCCGCUCAGCUGUCAACCUGCAGGAUACCUUCCUCCUCCACCUCCUCCUCCUCCAAAUCCACCACCUACACAGCUGCCCAGGGAUCCGCCGCAGUUCUGCCCUCCUCAAACUCUGCUGCCGCCAGUUCCUCUACAGGUUCCUCAUCCCAUGCCGCAAGCAAACUGGAUCAGCAUGCCAGACACAGAUAUAUUAGGGAAGCCGCCCUGUUAUGAGGAGGCGGUCCUGAUGGAGGAUCCCCCUCCGCCAUACAGCGAGGUCUUGGCCGACCCGCGGGGGGGCACCUACCUGAAGCCGUCCCCGCUCGGAGCAGCACCUCCACCUCUCCGGGAACACCAGGAUCCUCCUCCGGUGUUCACAUCUGAGAUGAGCAAGCUUCCCGCAGCGGCUGUGUUUCCCAACCGGGCUUACUCCUCCCUGAUACGCUUGCCUUCGUCGCAGCGCUGGGACUCCCUGGGUCACCUCCUGUCCAACAUGGACCUGAACCACAGCAACCUCACCCCGCCGGGGGCCCGCUCCCUCCACGCUGCUGCUGCGAUGGCUACCAUGCCCCGCCGAGAGCACAGGACUCAACAUGAUGGACUUGGGCUUCGAGGUGGAAUACAAGGACUGCAAGGGGGGAUAGACGGACUACAUGGGGGGAUACAUGGAUUCCAAAGGGGGUUCCAGGGGUUUCAGGGCCUUCAGGGGGUGCAUGGACUAAGGGGCUUGGAGCCCAGCUGUGGCCUGCCUACAGCCUUCCCCCUGCUAGGUCGCAGCACUGCUGUCUAGCCAACCAUUAAGUUCCCUGAAGAGCCCUCUAGCAGGAGACCUCCAGUGUAAAGACAGACUUCCUGUCUACUCCGUGUUUACAGCACUAACACACUAGAAGUAAAGAUUUAAUUCCCUAAAGAGGGAAAAAAAGGGGUUCUAGUGCUGCAAAGAAGUCAGGAGUUCAAUUCCCCGUGCAUCUCUGUGGGCGUAGGCUACCACUUAUUCUGCCGGGAUCGCAGCUCUCAGCCAUCCGUGUGGGUAAAGGAGAAAAUUACAUACAUAUUGAACCAGUGCUGCUGAGUCAUACAGGUGUCACACUGAAGCUAAUUGAGUCAAGAUUCUUUGAACAGCAGAGGAGGCGAGAAAAGAACCAGUAACAAGGCAGAAGACGAGCAAAUCAAGCAAGGAGCACAGCUGUUUCUCAUGUCACACUCUACUUAUUUUCAUCCCUCCUCUCCUCUCCUCUCCUCUCCUCCUCUCUCUGUGCCUGAGCAACCUAUUGUACGAGGCCGUUGCCAUGGUUCCCAGGAACUCUGUUGCCCACGACGACCUCUCCUCUUUUAUCUGCUCUGAUUUUUAAAGACUCUGUCCACAGCUUGCCUCCUCUUAAAGACUGAGAAUAUUAAUACUUGCAAAAAGAACAUGUGGUGACUUUCGGUGGGACGUUUGUGACUUUAGUUUUCACAAUACUAAAGGCAGAGUACAACAAGCUAGCCAGAGAACCAAGCAUACUUGGAUUGCAUUUUGUAACAUGCUGCUUUGUUGUUUUCACUGUUGUAUUUACUACAAAUUGCUGUAGUUCAGCCUCUUAAGUGGCGGUCCUCAACAUGGAAGUUAUAGCCCUCCUGGUGGUGACAGGAUGACGUUGGCUUGGUCAUUAGAGUGGAAACAUGUAAUUUUUCAUGUACAAAUUUACUAUCAUUCUUUUAAGCUAUGUGACAAACGCCUUUUCUCUUGUGAAAUAAAAAACAUCCACUCUAUUCUUCUUCUAAUAAUUUAUGAAGUAAAAAACAAGGCCAGAAUGGGAAAAUAAAAUUCAUUGUUUGAUGUUAAAAUACAUUCUUCUGAGUGUUUUUAUGUUCACUGCAAGGAGUUGUACUUCUCGUAUUUAAGAUCUCCUACAGACAUGUUUUAGGAAAUAUAGGAAUAUUCUGCUUGUGUGGGUAUUCUACUAAAUAAAUAAAUAAAAUUACAUCUCUCCCUCUCCCACUGAAAUUUCAAAAGCUAAUUCUCAUCAAGCAAAACAUCUCUCUUCUAAAGAAAUAUC
Molecule: messenger RNA, 3293 nt
Organism: Thunnus maccoyii (southern bluefin tuna)
Lineage: Eukaryota; Metazoa; Chordata; Actinopteri; Scombriformes; Scombridae
Product: proline-rich protein 7
Exons: 2
Coding region: 1106-2044 (312 amino acids)
Source: RefSeq, a predicted model, not a curated record